Molecule: messenger RNA, 2558 nt
Organism: Funneliformis mosseae
Lineage: Eukaryota; Fungi; Glomeromycota; Glomeromycetes; Glomerales; Glomeraceae
Source: the annotation of a GenBank genome assembly
UUACGGUGUCGUUAGCUUUCGUUUUGGUACCUAUUGAGAAGCCAAAACCUAGAUGGGGUCAUAGCGCCGUGCUCUUGAAUGACAAAUUAUAUAUUUAUGGCGGAAAAGUGGGAACAAGUUCGAAAGAGGAUCCUAUGGAUACAAGUCAGAAUUCAAACCAACUUCUUAUCCUCGAUGCAUCAGUACCUUUCACAAUAAAAGACCCUGCGUGGACUUUACGUUUGGUAGGCCCUCGAGUUGCAUAUCAUACAAUCAGUUUAGGUGGAACACAAAAUGAACUUUUAGUAUUAUAUGGAGGGGAAUAUAAUAAUGAUGUACCUAUACCAGCGAAUCCAUUAUUUUACUACAAUACUUCGGAGGAAUCUCCGUCAUGGAUUUAUGCAGGAAUACAAGACAAACAACCUGUGGUCCAUACAAAAGAACAUACGGUAGUUACAAGAUUAAAUGAUUCUAUGAAUUAUUUUUUUGGUGGCAUUAAUACACCUGACCCAAAGGUUUCAGCAAAAUCUCAACUCCGGGAUUUAUUUAAAGUGGAUACUAGGGGAAAUCACUGGAAUAUCAUGAAUGUGGGUCCAAAUACACCGCCAGGAAGAUUUCAUCAUACUGCUACAAUUCUUUCUGAUGGAAGGAUGUAUGUAAUUGGAGGGUAUUCUGUAGACAAGUUAGCAGACAUGAAUCAAAUUUACGUUUAUGAUACGAUAGAAGAAAAAUGGAGUGUUCAGACCGCAGUUGGUACUUUACCUUUGGCACGCAGAGAUCAUACCGCAGUAGGAACGCAUGACGGUAAAGUGAUAAUAUACGGCGGUGUUAACCAAGAUUUUACUAGAAUAUUUGAUGAUAUUGCAAUUUUGGAUACAACCAAACAACCUUAUACUUGGAAAGUUUAUAAGGCAAACGGCGUCAUACCACCAGCAAGAUAUUCGCAUACGGCUACGAUCAUUGGAACUAAUAUGUUGAUUGCAUUUGGGUAUUUGGCAGAGAAUAUUGCAGAUAAUAAUAUAUAUGUCCUUGAUACAAACACGUACACAUGGAAAGAAAAUUACACCCCAGAAAAUUUGGAAUUUACAAAAACAACGCUUUCAAUUUCAACGCCCUCAAUAUCGACAGUAACGACACAUGCUACCUUUACAGUUGGUCAAAUAUCGUACGUUACCAUUGAGGAAGAUACUACAGGAUUAGGAGCGCUCUACGCUGAUUCUUCGCAUCCAGACAAUACUAUUUUAUUUAGGUUGGCUCGUUUAGGAGGAACCGGUUGUAAUGAAGCAACCAUUUUGUUCCGUACAAUCUCAGCCGAAGGUGUAGUAACCCCCUUUAAUUUAGCAGGCGAAGAUAUCGCAGAUAUCAGUCCAACCAAUUUUUGUCAAUCACCAAAGAAAAGAUCGAUAUUUGAAAAUAAUCACAAUCGUAGACGUCUACUUGAAAACUAUUUAAUGAGAAGGACCGAAGAUGGCAAGAAUCCUAAAGAGCCUGAUGAUGAUUCGCCUAAAGAGCCUGAUGACGAUACACCCAAAGAACCUGAUGAUGACACACCACAAGGGCCCGAUGAUGAUACACCUAAAGAGCCCGAUAAUGAUACACCUAAAGAGCCACCUAAAGAGCCCAAUGAUGAUACGAAUAAAGAGCCUACACCCAAGGAAACACCCAAGGGAACGUCUAAAUCACCUGCACCUGUCCCGGAUGGAAUUGGAGUACUCACUUUCGCUGACAAUCUUAUCCUCCUCUACUUUCAAUGCGGAACUGAUGUGUUACUAAUCUGCGGUAAUAUCUAUGUAAAUUAUGACAUAACAGCCCCCCUUCAAAAGAUAAGGUUUGAAGAAUCUUGCACCGAAUAUGAUGCGGUAAGGGGACAAAAUGGGUUCCUCUUUCUGUGUUAUAAACAAACGGAAUCGACGAUUUCAUGGCAAAAUUGGGGAAUUAAUGAAAGUCUGAUAAAAAGGAUUAAUUACGGAGAAAUCACAGCGGUGAAUGAAACACUUAAAGGAUCACUUGUGAAAGCGUUCCCGGUUGGUCAAGGAGCUUAUUCAGUCGUUAUGGGCUCUUAUGCUCAGCAUACGGCUAAAAAUCUCUACAUUCCUCCAAUUGGCUUGGCGGCUUAUUUCUUAACAAAUCAAAGUGAAUUAUACAACGGUCCCUUUAAUAUAUAUUUCAAUCCCGGACAAAGUGAAACGGACGAAGUUAAUUUUGCGAUUCGAGUUUGCCAUCCUCAAGCUGGAGGAUAUGGCUACCGAUGCCUAAUAACGAUAAAAAGAGUGGCCGUCACAAAAUUUAUAUCUAUUGGAUUUUCCGAGGCUGGGGAAAUCACCUCGACCUACGAAUUUCAAUCGUAUGAAGUGACCCCUACAACUGAUGUUGGGGGAGCCGCGAGUUUGCGUUAUGGUGGAUAUUGUAUUGUUAUUGUGGAUAAUGGUAAACUUGACGGUCUUGUCUAUAAUGAAAAAGGUAUUUCUGGUGGAAAAUGGGGAAUGCCGAAAGACAUCAAUUACACUCCCAAUGUCGGUGCUACCUAUAAUAAUACUGUGUACGGUAUGGAACAAAUUACAAAUGCAACUUCAUGGAGA